This is a messenger RNA of Scleropages formosus (Asian bonytongue), 1194 nucleotides long. RefSeq names its product RING finger protein 208-like. Lineage: Eukaryota; Metazoa; Chordata; Actinopteri; Osteoglossiformes; Osteoglossidae. The transcript has a single exon. The coding region runs from base 142 to 924 and encodes 260 amino acids. Gene Ontology annotation, biological process: protein ubiquitination. Gene Ontology annotation, molecular function: ubiquitin protein ligase activity. The record is from RefSeq and is a predicted model, not a curated record.
CCAGUAGCGCCACGGGCAUAGCAACGUGGCCUCACGUCUUCUCGAAAGCUGAAACGUCGAGAAGGUAACCCAUGAAAAAAUGACACCAUAGCCAAAGAGCGGAGCGGAGCUGAGCAGCAAUCCCGCAGCCUAGUGGAGGAAAUGUCUUGCCUUUGCUGUAAGGUCACAAGCCUUCCAGUAGACACCGUGAGGAUCAUCCCGUUGGAGAACUUCCCUCACAGGAGCUCUUCGGCUGUGCCACCUCCGCAACACACUUCCCAACCGCAGAUUACCGAUGACGGCAAGGGGGCCGCUGCUGUCAGCGAGGCCGGACGUAAAAAUCCGGGUGUAAGCAAGAGCACGGUACCCACCGAGGCCUGCACGUCCCCUCGCACUCUCCGUCCCGAGACCUACUCCCGCCAUGGAGAAGCCUUCGAGGGGAAGGAGAGCUCCAGCGCUGCUGAAUUACAUCACCAUGGUCCAUUACACUGCAACAUGGAGGACACAGCAGUCAGCCAGCGUACCCUGAGCUCUUCCUCCUCGGUCCUUCCUGAUGCGGCACCGGGCGAACCGCCGACCUGCCCCUCCUGCGGUAACACCUACAACUUCACCGGGAGACGGCCGCGGGUGCUCUCCUGCCUGCACUCAGUGUGUGAGGAGUGUCUUCAGAUCUUGUUUGACUCUUGUCCCAGGUAUAAGUUCACCUGCUGCCCCACCUGCCGAUGCGAGACGGUGCUGUUCACCGACUACGGCUUGGCCGCGCUGGCUGUGGACUACAGCAUCCUCAGCCGUUUGCCCGUCAAAGAAGAGAGCUUGGCCCCUAGUAGCACCGUGGACUGCGAGGGUGAGGAAAGCAACACUUGCAUCCAGAUGUUAUGCCAAUAUUGCCAGCAUGCAUGUUCCUGCAGGUUUGGGAACGCUGUGUCAUUUUGUGCCAUUAUGUAGAAACCCAGAAGAACACUCAGCCAACACAAGAUCUUACACUGCCGACCAAGGUUUGACCUUAACAGCCUUGCACUUUAGGGGAACAUGUUAAGCAGAAAUAAAAACAUAUCCAAAGCACCUUGAACACAAGGAAAAUAAAAAUAUUGUGUGUACACCUGGUGUGCUUUCUCAGACUAUAUUAUCGCAUUCUUUCCGCUCCCCUGGUCCAUGGAAAGGUGACAUUAGGGAUGGGUUUUGGUCCCUGUCUUCCCAAGUCCUGCACCUUUACAG